Molecule: messenger RNA, 1815 nt
Organism: Suillus discolor
Lineage: Eukaryota; Fungi; Basidiomycota; Agaricomycetes; Boletales; Suillaceae
Product: snare associated Golgi protein-domain-containing protein
Exons: 8
Coding region: 18-1526 (502 amino acids)
Source: RefSeq, a predicted model, not a curated record
GACUCGUCUCUGCGAAAAUGGCUCUCGGAAACCUGAAGUCUUUCGUCAAAGAACUCGUGCGCGACAAAAAUCGUGUUCCUCUCUUCAUCCUUUGCAUCGAAGGAUCACUGGAUGUGAAGGCCCAGCUGCGUCAUUACAAUAAUGUCAAGUCUACCAUCGGUGCUGCCCUCUUUGCCAUCGUAGUCACGGGUAUGGACAGGUGCUCGUCAAGGCCUUGGAGCGAGUGGUGGGGCGAGCAUUGGGAGGUUUUGCAAUCGUUCGGUGUGGCCAGCGUAAACCAUGCAUGCGUUUGUACAUUGUUGGAUGGUGAUGAGCUGGCUGGUUCUCGGGAUGAGCUCAUCGAGCUCAUUAGGAGAGCUAUCCUCCGUCGAUCUUCCAAAUUUAUGCCUGCGAGAAUCCGAGUCCAGCGCAAUAAUGAGGAAAUUCAUGGACGCCGCGACACAGACCCGCUUGUCCCAAAAAGGCAACCCGGCUCGAGUCUCAGCGACGCAGGGUUUGAAGAGGCUUUCUUCGACUGGAAGGGGCUUUUGAUCUGGAAACGACCAUGGACAUGGCGCAGAAUAGUAACUUGCGUUUGCCUUGUCGCCAUCAUCGUCCUGGUUUCCCUUUUUGUGGUCUUCCAUGAUCGGAUAGUGCACGCUUUACAGCCUACAGUGGAGAAGAUUCAUGACUUGAAAUUCGGAUGGCUCAUCCCAAUUGCGAUAUUCUUUGUAAUAUCAUUCCCUCCGUUGUUUGGCCACGAGAUAUUGGCCAUCCUCUGUGGGCUUGUUUGGGGCGCUAUGAUUGGUUUUGCCAUCACCGCAACUGGCACUUUCAUAGGUGAAGUCGCCAACUUCUACACUUUCAAACAUUUCUGCCAAGCUCGCGGAGAUAAGUUGCAAAAAGACAGUGUCAUGUAUGCCGCCCUGUGCAAGGUGAUCCGUGAACGCGGUUUCAAAGUCGCGUUGGUCGCGCGUUACAGUGCUAUUCCAGGGCACCUGACGACAGCCAUAUUCUCAGUGUGUGGAAUGGGGAUAUCUACAUUCAUGCUGGCGGCUGUACUCUCUCUUCCGAAACAAUUCAUUACUGUUUACAUUGGUGCGAUGCUUGAGAGUGACCCAAAGCCAUCUACCGGUUCCACUAGGAAGAUUAUUGCUGAUGUAGUUGGUGCUAUCACACUUCUGGUGACUGUUGUUGCAAUGUGGUAUAUCAACAAGGCAGUAAGCAAAGUGAAGCCACGAGUCAUACAGGAGCGUCAAAAGUCCCGCUAUCAUGAUGUCAUUGCAGACGAUGCCUCGCAAGGGAAUUCCUCCGCCUUCGACGAUAUGUCCGACGAUGCUCGUGACAACAUGUCGCCGUGUGAGGCCCUCAAUAAUGAAAGACAUUCUGAAGAUGCACGCGGUCAUGUGGGCUCCAUGCCACUGACCCGUACCCCUACGCUUCCAUGCACGCCAGAUACCCUGGAAGGUCAACACUAUAGGUUCAACGCCUUCUCUGAUGAUCCGUUCUACGGCCUCUCCACGUCGCGAUUGGUCCCGAGACCAUGAUGACAUCAUGUGCUACGCGGGGUUCGUCUGUCUUCUGUGGCUCGGAUGGAGGGUCCUCCGUAAUAGCACCACUGCACAAUCGAUUAAGCGGGCGCUCCGUUGAUGACUUCCCCAACACACGCUGUCGUACAGCAUUAAGCCUUAGCGAGCACGUUUUUUGAUAUUUUUCUUCCAAGUAUGGAGUAUGCGGCCACCGUGUGUAUGUGCUAUUAUGCAUGAUUUACUACAAGUUUACUAGCUCAAUUUUCAUUCAUAACUGUCUGAUGACGUCUACACAACCUGGUGACGG